AUGGGUACCGACGCGGAGCGCCCAGGAAGUGGCUUUACAAUGAGCGUUCAACCACGUACAGAUGUGGAUGAGUCGGGAAACAUGUCGGAUGAUUCAUCAUGGGAGAAGACUGAGAUGGUUGAUGCUACGAAACUAUCGCCAAUGCGAAAACUUCACAUCGUAAUUGCCGGCUUCACAUGCACUUUCAACGGAAACUUGGGUUCCUCGAUGCCCUCAGGCGCCCUCGACGCGAUCAGCGCCCACUUCGGUGUGACAGACCGCGUCCAUCUCAUCCUUCUCAACUCCCUCUUCAUGGUCGGAUACGUGAUAGGCCCUCUCGUCUUCGCCCCUCUCAGCGAAUACAUCGGCAGGAGGCCCGUCCUAAUCGGCACGUUCCUGGGCUAUCUCGUCUUCAUGCUCGCCUGCUCAGGGGCCCCGAACUACCCCGCCCUCCUCGUCUUCCGCCUUCUGAGCGGCAUCAAUGCCGCCGCCCCGACGAGCGUUCUCGGCGGGCUCUACGCCGACAUCUUCGACAACGCCUCGACUCGCGGGAACGCCAUCGCCGUGUACAUGACCGUCACCACCAUCGGCCCGCUGGUCGGGCCCAUCAUCUCGGGAUUCUCGUCGACGAUGUCCUGGCGCUGGCCGUUCUGGAUCGCCGGUAUGAUCGCAACCCUCGGCUUGCCCCUCGUCCUCACUCUCCCCGAGACCUACGCGCCGGUUUUGCACAACAAAGCUGUCAAGAGGCGUCUGAAGAAGCACGCCUCCGAUGUCGACGGCGGAGAGCAGCUCGAGCUGAAGCCGUUUGACGUGCAGAAGAUUUUCCUUCGCCCGGUCACGCUUCUCGUUACUGAGCCGAUUCUGUUCUGCACUUCUGCGUACCUCACGCUGGCGUAUGCGGUCUUCUAUCUCAUGUUCCAAGCGUAUCCCGUCAUUUUCCAGAAGUUUUAUGGACUCUCUCCGGGAGUGGCCGGCUUGGCUUUCUUACCCCAGGUUGUCGGUGUAAUCUUCUCACUCUUCGUGUUCGGUGCCUUUACGUGGUAUCACGACAAACAGACAGCAGCUGGCGCGGAGUGGACCAAGAACGAGAUCUACCGCAGACUGCCUCUCGCAUGUCUGGCCUCUCCAUGCAUGGUAAUCUCCCUCUUCUGGCUCGGAUGGACCGUCUGGCCCUCAACCUCCCCGAUCGUACCGAUGAUGAGCGGCAUCCUCUUCGGCUGCGGCUUCCAGCUGCUCUUCAUGGGCAUGAUCAACUACCUGACGGACGUCUUCCGCCAGUACUCGGCCUCGGCACACGCAGCUGCCAGCAUGACGCGCUCCAUCGGGGCGAUCACGCUUCCCCUCGCGGCCAACAGCAUGUACACCAAUCUCGGGGUGCACUGGGCGCCGUCGGUUCUGGGCUUCAUCGCGUUGGCGAUGGGUGUGAUUCCGUUCGUCUUCAUCAGGUACGGCGAUCGCCUCGCGCGUAGUAGCAGGACAGCCCGCGAGUUUUCGCGAUAG
This is a messenger RNA of Colletotrichum karsti, 1479 nucleotides long. RefSeq names its product major facilitator superfamily transporter. The record is from RefSeq and is a predicted model, not a curated record. Lineage: Eukaryota; Fungi; Ascomycota; Sordariomycetes; Glomerellales; Glomerellaceae. Gene Ontology annotation, molecular function: transmembrane transporter activity. The coding region runs from base 1 to 1479 and encodes 492 amino acids. The transcript has 4 exons. Gene Ontology annotation, biological process: transmembrane transport.